GGAUUAAGUUCAAAGAGCGACGACACUUUGCUUCGCCGCCGAUCUGGAAUUCAAAUGAGAGACGGAAAGUUUGCCGGUCGAUCGCUUUUGCAUGAGGAUCUAUUACGAAAGCGGCGAUAACGAGUGGGGAAAAAAUUCGGCUUGGUCAAAACGACAAACGUUGACCUUCCACUCGAAGCGCCUUUGCAGACACAAAAACACCGCGAAAGCACGUAGCAGAGAUAGCACUUAUACAUACACACAGAAAACUCUCUUCGAAAGAUCAAUACGCCGCCGAACCCGCUGAGACUUCAAUACAUACAUUUGGCGCUGGCUUUGCACAACCGCGAGCCAUAGGAAGAUUGAAAGAAAGAAUCACGUUUUGUUCACCAUACUUUGAUAAUACGGCGCGCACAGUGAUAAAAAUGCUUUUGCAGAGUGGAAUGACUCAUCGGUGGUGAAAGAUGGCCCCUCGCCUGUCCCUGCGACGCUGCUUCCUCGCCCUCUUGGGUGUCACCUGCUUCCUCUUCUUGGUGCUCAACAUCCACCAGAGGGAAAUCUGGGCGCGUUCGCUGGCCGCCAUCCAGCAACAGGUCACUCCAAGCAGCGGCUCAGACCAGUCAAAAGACUCAUCCUUUAAGACUUCUAAUUCUGACAGUAAUAAACUUCAGGGUCAUCUGAAGCCGCACAGCCCCAACCAAAUUUCUUGGCAAGACAUGCGGUUGCGGCCGUGGUUCAUGGCCGGUGGUGAAAGGCGGCCAGUGCCCGCACGCCGAGGCAAAGCUGGCCGCCGACUAGCGCAUCUCUGGCCUGCCGAGGACCCUCAGUCAGACCGAAUCGCCGACCAGCUCAUGUUUGUUCCUCCUUUAGCGUUAGCCAACGAGAGUAGCACGCGGCGCAACCAGCUGGACUUGGUUCGCUCAUCGCAGACGCUGAAGAGGAUCGUCCUUUACAACGGACUGAGUUCGUGGAACGUGAAGCCUGGCAGGGACACCUUCCUGGCCAACAAGUGCCCGGUCGACACGUGCACCAUCACCACCAAUAAGGCGGAGGUCAACGAGGCCGAAGCCGUCCUCUUCAAAGACCACUUUCCGUCGACGGCCACCCCUUGGCGCCGACCUUCAUACCAGGCGUGGAUUUUGUACUUCCUCGAGUGUCCUUAUCACACGCAGCACAUAAAGUUUGGCGACCUGUUCAACUGGACGGCCACUUACCGGCGGGACAGCGACCUCGUGGCGCCCUACGAACGCUGGACCUAUUUUGAUGACAAAGUCAAGCGGCAGCCGCUUGGCUCACCGGCUUCUUCGAUAAACUACGCGGCCAACAAAACAAAACAGGUUGCGUGGUUUGUUUCCAACUGCGGUGCUCGCAACAAUCGCCUUCAGUACGCCCGAGAGCUGUCCAAAUACAUUUCCGUCGACGUGUACGGCGCGUGUGGCACCAAAAAGUGUCCUCGCACUACGGCUAACAAGUGCUUCGACAUGCUCGACAAGGACUACAAGUUCUACUUGGCCUUUGAGAACUCAAACUGCAAGGACUACAUCACUGAGAAGUUCUUUGUCAAUGGACUUGGACACCAAGUGAUUCCAAUCGUGAUGGGCGCCCGUCCCGAGGACUACGAGAAAAGCGCGCCGCUGAAAUCGUACAUUCACGUGGACGAGUUUGCGACUCCGCGCGAGCUGGCCGCCUAUCUGCAUCGGUUGGACGCGGACGACGACCUGUACAACGAGUACUUCCGGUGGAAGGGCACCGGCGAGUUUGUCAACACGUACUUCUUCUGCCGACUGUGCGCGCUGCUCAACGAUCCGGAAAUGCCGCGCAAGAAUUACCGCGACGUCAACGAGUGGUGGCGCGGCCCUGGCACCUGCAUCACUGGCUCGUGGCGCCAGCACCGACCGGCGCCCUCCGUCGCGCCCCAAAUUCACACCCCAGUCUCCAACGACACCCUUUGAAUCUCGCCGUAAAAACAAAAUCUUUGAGCUCUUUAAUUUUUUUUAUUUACAAAAGAAAAAUACGCAAUUUUGUGUCUCCUGAAAGAUUAAUUUUUUUUAAUUAGCAAUUUUUUGUCUUUGAAGUUUUCGUUCAUCCGUUUUUUUUUAAUAUUGCUACUUGUUUUUUUUUUUUUUUUAUUAUUAUCAAAAAGAGCAAAUUCCCCAAGCAUUUACUUCAUAACUUCAAGAAGUCCCAUGCUUCUUACUACUAAAGGGUUAAAGGAGGGGCAGACACUUUUACGGCUUAUUGACUCGGACUGAAAUUAAGAGUUUCCGUGCGUGUGCUGAACGUUUUUCCAGAGCACACAUCUUAAAUUGUCUGCCUGUUGUUGUUGCUGCUGUCGAUGCUGCCCAGAAAGCUCAAAAUCCACAUUCGAUGAAAUUUAAGGAGUCUGAGAUGCGAAUUUUUAUCGUUAACUAGUUUUUAGGCAGUGAGAAAGAGUGCAAGAGUGAAAUUCGCAUUAUAGUGGCGUAAAAACUAAACUAAAUGUAUAAAUAUUAAAAAAAAAAAAACUUUCUGAAUCUGCCUCAAUAGCUGUACGGUGCGCGCUUGAUUUUUUUGUAUAACAUCGCCGAGUGAUUUUAUACUUUCUCUAGUCUUUGAUUUUUACGCCCACUGUUCUGUGUUGCUUUGACUGCGUUUUUAGCACAAAUAUUUUGUGAUUUUGUAACCAAAAAAGAAAACCGUAUUCUGUGUGAUAAUUUCAACAAACGCACAACUUGAGCGCACCACUUAUUAGCUGCUCGAGUUUUGCUGGCAUUAAAAACUUACCAAAGUUUAUGUAUUUUUUUUUUAUUUUUAUUCAAAUAACAUUUUCAAUUUUGCCAAUUUUGGUUCGGAAAGAAUUUCAUUCCUGUUUAAUAUAAGCGAUUUGCCGCCAUUUCGGCUCACGUAGCUACGUCCUAGAUUUCCAUUUGCGAUUUUCAGACUAAAGUAUAGAAAAUGAAAAGUGUAUAAAUAAACAAGGAAAAAUAUAGUUGAAAAAGGAACAGUUGCUUUUGGAAAAAAGAAACAUUGUUGAUUUUCCUGUAAAAUUUAUCAAGUCUUGUACUAAAAUCAGGAAAUUAAUUAUAUAGCUUAAAAAAGAAAAAAUCUGCAUUCCAUACACACAUUCCUUAUGUUAAAAUACCUAGAAAAAAAUGGCAGAGCAAAACAGCACAAUGUCCUCUACUGCUGGUCAGUUUCCUAGAUUUGAGAAGCAAAAAGUGUCCCCGAUCGUUCCACAAAAGCUCCGAUGGUUGUGAUGUUAUUUGUUUCCAAUCAGUCUGUCAAAAUGAACGAGAUAAUUCUCAAUACACUUUCCAACCGCAGCAGUUUAUUUAUUUAAACUCAAGAUACUCAAAAACGAUCAUCUUUUAAUUGAUGACAAAUUCCCGUGUAUUUUUUUUUUUAUUUGCUUGAUUCCACGUGAUUAUUGUUGAAAUAUGUGAUAUAAUCCAGAAAACUAAGGAAUGAGAGAAACACUGUCAGCAGCGAUACGAUUUGUGGCGAGUGGUGCGAAUUGAUGCUCCGUUUUUAAAGAUAUGGCCGCUCGCUUGAGAGUCUCUUCAGUGGAACUAAACUGUAAAUUAUGAUUGGGACAAUAAAAACUUUAAUUAUGAAA
Neocloeon triangulifer is the source of this 3574-nucleotide messenger RNA. RefSeq names its product glycoprotein 3-alpha-L-fucosyltransferase A (gene FucTA). Gene Ontology annotation, cellular component: membrane. The record is from RefSeq and is a predicted model, not a curated record. Gene Ontology annotation, molecular function: alpha-(1->3)-fucosyltransferase activity. The coding region runs from base 444 to 1931 and encodes 495 amino acids. NCBI's taxonomy places the organism in Eukaryota, Metazoa, Arthropoda, Insecta, Ephemeroptera, Baetidae. The transcript is spliced from 8 exons.